Messenger RNA from Diuraphis noxia (Russian wheat aphid), 7384 nucleotides. It is a transcript of the gene DIP2, whose product is annotated as disco-interacting protein 2. The record is from RefSeq and is a predicted model, not a curated record. Lineage: Eukaryota; Metazoa; Arthropoda; Insecta; Hemiptera; Aphididae.
AUCUACACGCGCAGUCGUCGUCCGUCAUCCGAUCGAACUCGCGUCUUGCUGUUCGCGUGUGUCGCGCGUGCGUAGUUGUUUCUCUGUGUUUUAAUUUUUAUCUGUGUGUGAGUGUGUGUAUUGCUUCGUUUUUUUUUCAACCUAAAAUCGAUUUUGUCUAAAUCGUAGUACACAAUAUCAUCACAAUACAUCGGUCUAGUGCGCGAGUGUAUGUCGAGUGUCUGUCGUUUCGGCCGCGAGUGAGCGAUUUAGCGCGCAAUCGACGACGAACGAUGACGGCGGAUGCGCGGCCACCGCAACCGCUGCAGCAGUUGACAGAGUCGCUGGCAAAAGCGGCCGCAUGAAACCCAUCACGUUCGAGAACCUCCGGCGGCUGAUCGGCGGUCGUCGGAAGAACAAGGACCGCAACGAGUCGCCGUUCAAGCGAAGCGACUCGUUCAAACGGAUAUCGAUCCGCAGGAAUUACUUGGACGGCCGGGGUGGCGGUGGUCAAAAGGGCAGGAAUCCCACCAAAAAGCCUCCGCCGAUAGACGCCGACGAUUCUGUGCAACCCUAUCAGAACCAGCAGCAUUCUUCCGGACUCAUCAGCAAGUCGGACAGUAGCGGUCCGACUAGUCCUCCGGUCGUUGCUCGUCUCCAGGCCAGUCCCCGGGCAGCUUCGCGUCGUCCGAUAAGUCCCCUGCCCGAGACGCCCGGGCAAGAUGAUGUACCGCCACCGCCACCACCUGUGGAGCGAAGACGACAGGCGGUCGCGCCCGCACCACCACCACCGCCGCCACCGCCAUCACCGCCGCCGGCCAUCGGAUCCACGACCACCACAUCCACGACCACCACCGCCGUGACCACUGUCACCGCACCGGUCAUCGAUUACGGCGAGUGGAUUCGAUGUAUACGCGCGGAAGAAGACCUGAACAACUUGAAACGGUCUUGUUCGCCUCCCCCGCCGCCUACCCCGCCGGCACGGUACCGUUACCACGUGCACAAGGAGCUGGACGACAGUAGUCGUACCGACUCGGCCAUCAGCCUUGGUCGGAUAUGGAUGGACGCACCGAUGCUACCACCGGCCGCUCCCCGGAGCCUGGAGCUACCCGCUCGGCCGGCCACGGGUGCAGCGAUGGCGGCCGACGGCGACGCACAGCCGCAACGGCGGGCCCAUCAUUCGCUGGAAAGCGCGCUCAAGGACAAGCGGGACGACCGUCCGGUGCCGUUCAGGCGGUUCCACCGGUACCCUGUGGCCGUGGACGGCGUCAACAAGACGGCUUCCCGUUCGUCGGUUGCGUCCACGUGCUCGGGCAAAGACUCGGGCUUCAGCCUGUCCGCGCCCGGACUGUCCGAUCCGCCGCGGCCAUCCAAGCAGCAACUGUUUCGCAAAAAGGCGCCWAGACGUCCCGCAGCAGUSGUUGCGGCUAAACCGGCGUCGGUGUUGCAGCCCGCGACAACGCCGCAAGAUCAAYUGUACCAGGUAGUGGUCGCCCGGUCGCCGUUGCGACAGCUCAAAUUGGACCCCAUGAUGUUCGUGGCUCCGGAAAAGAGGCGGCCCACCCAGCAMCAUCAUCACCAUCACCAUCACCCGAAGACCCGGCCGGUCGUCGAGAUCCGAGACUAUUGCGUGCCCAAAGACGCUCGUCUGCAGCGACGUGACCCCGCAGACGACUACCGCGGGGACACUGACGAUUACGACGACGGAGAUGACGAACAGGACAGACUUUACGAAUCGAUAUCGAAGGGCAGCCGGGGACGGUGGCAAGAGUCCACGGACGACGCGGACACCGAAGACGACGAACAAGAGCAGCUGCAGCAGCUGUACCACCGCCGACACCAACAGCAUCAACAUUACCAGCACCAAGACCAUCACCGGAUACCCGUGGCCGCGGCCCGGAACACUAACCGGGUGAAACGGAAAAAGUCGGCCCGACGGAACAUCAAAUACGUAGUAAAGCCAGUCCGACGGGCACCGUCCGCKGCCACCCGGAGACCCAGCGUCACAGCCAAGUCAAAAUCCGCCGGGACACCAAUAAGUGAUAUUACACAAAAAGGAUACGAGAAAAAGAAGACAAGACUUUUGGCUCCUUAUGCUCCUAAGCAGCCCCAAGCCGGCCCCCCAUCGGCUUCGAACAGUAAACAGCCGUCUUCCCAGCAGCAUCAACAUCAUCAACAUCGCACCAGGCGCACGCAAAGACGUGUCACUCAUAAUGAGAAACGAUAUCACUCAGAAGUGCGACAAGAAGCUGUACAACAAGCUCUGGCCGCUAUGCAAUCUCGGCCUAAACCGUCGUUGCCAAUGCCCAGCAAACGAACUUCGGUUAUGGCGAGAAGUCCUGAUCGGUCAGCCACUGCACGUAACGAAACCGAUUCGAGCUCGGAUGACGAUAGCGUCGGCGACCACAUACCUGACCGAGGAGAAGUCAAAGACCGUGGUAGUGGUGGACGCGAACGCAGCAGCGGAGCGGAUACCAGUAGUACCGGUGGGUCUGCUAGAGACACGCCGCCACAUCCAAAGACUGUCGCUGCUGCUACUACCACUGUCGCUGCCACUACAAUUCCUCCUUCUACUGCUCACGGACCGCAACAUCAGCCGCCGCCGCCGUCGGUGCAGCAACACAGACACCAUCAUCAUCACCACCACACCAAGAUUCCUAAUGGUGCGCCCGGWGGCGGGGUGUCCGGAAACAGCGGUUCCGGUGGUUAUUGGGAUGAGUCCAGGACGAUUAUCGAGACUCCUCCCAAGGAGCAGGAUAAAAUCAAACGCAAUAAGCCCGAGGUGACUGAAGUGGCUGACAUGUUGCACAACGUCCGACCUCCAUACCCUCAACCUCCAGACGUUACGAAUAACGUGACGCAGUCCAGAAGAUACACACCUGCGGACCGUGUAAAUCGGUACAGCCGAGAUUCCAGACAAUCGUCCAGCGACGAUGGAAUGGGCACGGUAUCCAGCAGCGGCCGUUGGAAAGUGUCUGCCAAAAUUCAACAGCUGUUAAACACACUCAAGCGACCCAAACGGCGGCCCUUGCCUGAGUUCUACGAAGACGAUGACGUCGAACUUGAGAUCGCGGCCAACCCUAAGGAUCCCAACGCACCGCGACCAGAGGGCGCCUACAUGUCUCCGGCUUUGGGCGAACCGCUAUCCGUGCCAUCAGGACUUCCUCGUAAUUUGGAAGCUGCUCUGCAACGCUAUGGUUCGAGUACGUUCAAAGCUCCCGUAGCCACUGUAUUGGAUCCUAAUGGAAAAUUAAGCAUCACACUUACUUAUGGUAAACUUCUUAGCAGAUCUCACAAAGUGGCCUAUACUCUCCUAAAUCGUCCACUAGUCAAGGGUAACGGUGGUGGAGAGUGCUUAAAACACGGUGACCGUGUAGCUCUAGUCUAUCCAAACAGCGACCCUCUAAACUUCCUGUGCUCUUUUUAUGGUUGUAUAUUUGCUGGAAUCGUACCUGUGCCAAUUGAAGUGCCAUUAACUCGCAGGGAUGCAGGGUCACAACAAAUAGGAUUUCUAUUAGGUAGCUGUGGUGUCCAAGUAGCCUUGACAUCUGAUGUAUGUCUAAAAGGUCUUCCAAAAACUGCUACUGGCGAUGUAGUAGCGUUUAAAGGCUGGCCAAAGUUGCAUUGGUUUGUCACCGAACACCUACCUAAGACUCCUAAAGACUGGUGCCCACCACCUCACAUUGGUGAAGACACUCCGUCUUACAUAGAAUACACCACUGAUAAAGAAGGUUCUGUAAUGGGUGUAAGUGUAAGUCGCACGGCUAUGUUAAAUCAGUGCCGUGCUCUGAGCCAAUCUUGUAAUUAUACCGAAGGCGACACCAUGGUAUGCGUUCUUGAUUUUAAACGUGAAACUGGUCUAUGGCAUUCUGUUUUAACAUCUAUCUUAAAUGGCAUGCAUGUGAUUUAUAUCCCAUAUGCUUUGAUGAAAGUCAACCCAGCUUCUUGGAUGCAAAUGAUUACAAAAUAUAGAGCAAGUGUAGCAGUAGUUAAAUCUAGAGACUUGCAUUGGGGUCUUUUGGCRACCAAAGACCAUAAAGAUAUUGUUCUUAGUUCAUUGAGAUUAUUGUUGGUCGGUGAUGGAGCUAACCCAUGGUCUCUGUCAUCUUGUGAUCAAUUUUUGGCUGUUUUUCAAUCAAAAGGCUUACGACCAGAUGCUCUUUGCCCAUGUGCUUCAUCAAGUGAAUGUCUCACAGUUUCUGUCCGGAGGCCUGGUAGAGCUGGAGUUAAUGCAACUGGGCGUGGUGUUUUGUCUAUGUCAGGCUUAAGUUAUGGUGUUGUUCGUGUGGACCAAGAAAAUUCACUUACUUCAUUAACUCUUCAAGACUGUGGACAAGUUAUGCCCAAUUGUUCAAUGGUAGUUGUUAAAAUGGAUGGCAUACCUUAUAUGUGUAAAACUGAUGAAGUUGGAGAAAUUUGUAUGGGCGGACUUAGUACGACUACAUGCAAUUACUGGGGACUUCCAGGCUUAUCAAAUGCAACAUUUAGAGUUGCACCCAUUGGAGAAGAUGGAAAACCAAUUAACGAUACAAUUGAAUAUACGAGAUCAGGUCUCCUUGGAUUCCUUGGACCUGGUGGGCUAGUAUUUGUGUGUGGAUCUCGAGAUGGUCUCAUGACAGUUACUGGACGUAAACAUAAUGCAGACGAUAUAAUUGCCACCGUUUUGGCUGUGGAACCAAUGAAAUUUAUAUAUAGAGGAAGAAUUGCUGUAUUUGCUAUACGUGUAUUGCGUGACGAACGUAUAUGUGUAAUUGCUGAACAACGACCGGAAUGCAGUGAAGAAGAAAGUUUCCAAUGGAUGUCAAGAGUACUUCAAGCAGUUGAUUCUAUCCAUCAAGUUGGGCUAUACUGUUUAGCAUUAGUACCACCCAAUUACCUUCCCAAGACACCUUUAGGAGGAAUUCAUUUAUCUGAAUGCAAAAGAAGAUUUUUAGAUGGAAACCUACAUCCGGCUAAUGUACUAAUGUGUCCUCACACAUGUGUCACAAACUUACCAAAACCGCGAGAAGUGCAUUCAGACGUGGGACCCGCUUCAGUGAUGGUUGGAACAAUAGUACAAGGCAAUCGUUUGGCUACAGCGCAGGGGCGUGAUAUUGGCAUCAUUGAUAUGGAGUCAGAUUCUAACAAAACUUAUCUUUUCAUAUCAGAAAUAUUAAAGAUGAGGGCAAUUAGAGAUCCCGAUCAUGUGAUAUUUACUUUAGUGAAUGCAAAAGGUGGUGCAGCUGCCACAUUGACUUGUUCACAAUUACAUAAACGAGCAGAAAAAGUUUCCAACUUGUUGAAUGAGCGAGCCAAAGUGAAUACCGGUGAUCAUGUUGCGCUUAUUUUUCCACCAGGAAUUGAUCUCAUUUGUGCAUUUUACGGUUGUUUAUAUGUCGGUGCUGUUCCUGUGACAAUACGACCUCCUCAUCCACAAAACCUUCAGACUACUUUACCAACUGUACGAAUGAUUGUAGAUGUAAGCAAGUCUACAUUAGUUUUAUCCAAUCAAAAUAUUAUAAAACUUCUCAAGUCUAAAGAAGCUAGCAAUGUGGUGGAUGUAAAAUCAUGGCCAGCAAUUUUGGACACUGACGAUAUGCCAAAGAAAAAAAUUGUACCCUCUUACCGAGCACCUACUGCUGAACUUCUCGCUUAUUUAGACUUCAGUGUUUCUACCACUGGGAUGUUAGCUGGAAUUAAAAUGUCUCAUGCUGCUGUUACWUCAUUGUGUAGAUCCAUGAAAUUAGCAUGUGAACUUUAUCCAUCAAGACAUAUUGCCUUGUGUUUAGAUCCUUACUGUGGUUUAGGAUUUGCUUUGUGGUGCUUAAGCAGUGUAUAUUCUGGUCAUCAUUCAAUUCUCAUACCUCCAUCAGAAAUUGAAAUAAACCCUGGUUUAUGGCUCACAGCUGUUAGCCAAUAUCAAGUUCGAGACACAUUUUGUUCUUAUGGUGUCAUGGAACUAUGCACUAAAGGUUUGGCUUCAUCUGUUGGACUUUUGAAACAACGAGGUGUGAAUUUAGCAUGUGUACGAACAUGUGUUGUGGUUGCUGAAGAAAGACCUCGAAUAAACCUGACAACAUCAUUCUCAAAGUUAUUCUCUGCUCUUGGACUUAGUCCCCGUGCUGUGUCUACCAGUUUCGGAUGUCGUGUAAAUGUAGCCAUAUGUUUGCAAGGAGCUUCCAGUCCAGAACCGUCUUGUGUAUAUGUUGACCUMCGAGCUUUAAGAAAUGAUCGAGUUUCSCUGGUGGAACGCGGUAGCCCGCAUUCGUUGUGUUUGCUCGAAUCAGGAAAAUUGUUACCUGGUGUUAAAGUUAUCAUUGCACAUCCAGACACUAAGGGUCAUUGUGGCGAUUCACAUCUGGGUGAAAUUUGGGUACAAGCACCACAUAAUGCUAGUGGAUAUUUUAGUGUAUUUGGGAAUGAAAUAUCAGAAGGUGGUAAUGGAUCUGAACAGUUCAAUGCACGACUAGUCACUGGUAGUACAGGCGAAGUUUACGCUAGAACUGGUUAUCUUGGGUUUUUAAGGCGUACUGAAUCAACAUCAACACCAUCAAGUAUUGCGUUACAUUCAACAGACACUAUUGACAUAAUGUCACUUAGUGAUUUAUCACUUGCCUCGUCUAACCAAUCAACACUAAGUAGCAACACAACUGCUCCUGCUGAAUUACCAGAGCUUCAUGAUGCUGUUUUUSUGGUUGGUGCUCUGGAUGAAACAAUUAUUCUACGAGGCAUGCGUUAUCAUCCGAUCGAUAUUGAAAACAGUGUAAUGCGAUGUCAUCGAAAGAUUGCAGAAUGUGCUGUGUUUGCUUGGACCAAUCUCUUAGUAGUUGUGGUUGAGCUGGAUGGAAAUGAAAGCGAAGCACUUGACUUAGUACCAUUAGUGACCAAUGUGGUACUUGAAGAACAUCAUUUAAUUGUUGGCGUUGCUGUAGUAGUUGAUCCAGGCGUGGUGCCAAUAAAUUCACGCGGCGAAAAACAACGCAUGCAUCUACGUGAUGGCUUCUUAGCUGAUCAACUUGACCCUAUUUAUGUAGCAUAUAACAUGUGAUCGCCUCUACAUCAAGGGGUUUAGUUUUGUUUUUUAGAUAAAUUUAUAGUUGUGAUAUACAAAAUUAUUAUUAUAUUAUUAUUAUUACAACAAUACACGUUAAAUAGAAAUCUUAAUUAUAAUCGAAUUUAAAAAGAAAAAAAUUUCAAAACCAGUAGACUAUAUUAUUAUUAUUGAAUCUGAUUUCAAUGUAUAAUAAUUGUAUGAUAGAUGAUUUAUAGAUUAUUUUAUUUUUGUUAUUUUAAGUUGCCAUAUUGUGCGUCUGAUGGUUGUGAUAAAAUUUCGGGCCACCAUUUCACCCUUUCAUUUUUUUUUUCUUUAAUAAUAUAUCUGUAUGUAUGACCUAGUCAUAUGUUAAAAACUUAAAAUAUAAAUUUA